CGAAUUAUGGAAACCAAUAUUUUUGGUUAUUUCAACAAACAAAAAUACGUCGGGUUAUAUACUUUAUCUCAACCAUCCCCUACAUAUCAUGGGUACAAACGAGUGGCUGUAAAAACAAUUAUAUUAUAAAAGGUUGGAAAGUUAAACACCACUUCUUAUGUAGGUUUGUGUCCUUCUCCAAUCUGGCACAUCUCAAUGUAAAACACAUAUCAAACCAAAAUCCCCCUUCUUUGCGAGUUGGACCGACAUACUUAAACCAACUCAGCCGAAUAGAGUAGUCUAUAAGAUUCAAGAAUCACUCAAAUAUAUUAUUAAACUUCUUGAAGAAGAAGAAGAAAGAUGGAGAAUGGAGGAUCGACAAUAACGAUAAAAGGGAUUCUGAGUUUGCUGAUGGAAAGCAUCUCAGAGCUGGAAGAUAAAGAUGGAAGAUGCGCUAAGAGAGUUAUAUCACUUGGAAUGGGAGACCCGACACUAUACUCGUGUUUCCGGACAACACAAGUUUCACUUCAAGCUGUUUCAGAUUCUCUUCUCUCCAACAAGUUCCAUGGUUAUGCUCCCACCGUUGGUCUUCCUCAAACUCGAAGAGCAAUCGCAGAGUACCUAUCGCGUGAUCUUCCAUACAAACUAUCUCAAGACGAUGUGUUCAUCACAUCGGGUUGCACGCAAGCAAUCGAUGUAGCAUUGGCAAUGUUGGCUCGUCCCAGGGCCAAUAUACUUCUUCCAAGACCCGGUUUCCCAAUCUAUGAACUUUGUGCUAAGUUUAGAAACCUAGAGGUCCGCUACUUCGACCUUCUUCCAGAAAACGAAUGGGAGAUAGAUCUUGAUGCUGUUGAGUCUCUUGCAGACGAAAACACAGUUGCUUUGGUUGUUAUAAACCCUGGUAAUCCUUGCGGUAAUGUCUAUAGUUACUCGCAUUUGAUGAAGGUUGCGGAAACGGCGAAAAAGCUAGGGUUUCUUGUGAUUGCUGAUGAAGUUUAUGGUCAUCUUGCUUUUGGGAGCACACCGUUUGUGCCAAUGGGUGUGUUUGGAUCUAUCGUCCCGGUGCUUACUCUUGGAUCUUUAUCAAAGAGAUGGAUAGUUCCUGGUUGGCGUCUCGGUUGGUUUGUGACCACUGACCCUUCUGGCUCGUUUAAAGAGCCAAAGAUCAUCGAGCGGUUCAAGAAAUACUUUGAUAUUCUUGGUGGACCAGCCACAUUUAUCCAGGCUGCAGUUCCCACGAUUCUGGAACAGACGGACGAAUCAUUCUUCAAGAAAACGCUGAACUCGUUGAAGAACUCUUCGGAUAUUUGCUAUGACUGGAUCAACGAGAUUCCUUGCAUUGAUUCCUCUCAUCGACCAGAAGGAUCCAUGGCAAUGAUGGUUAAGUUGAAUCUCUCGUUACUAGAAGAUAUAAGCGACGAUAUCGACUUCUGUUUCAAACUAGCUAGAGAAGAAUCAGUCAUCCUUCUUCCUGGGACUGCGGUGGGGCUUAAGAACUGGCUAAGGAUAACGUUUGCUGCUGAUGCAUCUUCGAUUGAAGAAGCUUUUAAAAGGAUCAAAUGUUUUUAUCUCAGACAUGCUAAGACUCAGUCUCAACAAAUAGUUGAUUUGUGAUUUUGGUAUGGUCAAAAUGUGCUUACAAAGCAGAUACAGUAUAUAUAUAGUGUUUUCUUUUUCUUUUUAUUUUUAAAAUGUGAUAUACAAGUACCUUCCUUGUAAUAAUAUCAAGAGAAAUUGGGAGCCAUACCAAAGAACUUUAGCGUAUUUAGCUGAAUACCAAAACCGAAAAAGGAGGCAACUGUUUCAGUAUGUAAUUUGACUCUGAUACCC
Molecule: messenger RNA, 1809 nt
Organism: Eruca vesicaria subsp. sativa (arugula)
Lineage: Eukaryota; Viridiplantae; Streptophyta; Magnoliopsida; Brassicales; Brassicaceae
Source: the annotation of a GenBank genome assembly